CCCUUCCUGCCAACGCUGCAUUUGGCCCAGGCCCCAUCCAUGGCCGCCCUUGGGACCAUGCGCUGAGCCCCGGGGGCUCUGGCGUCCGGGGCCACGCCGCUCCCAAGGGACGAGCGUGAGUGUCUGAGUGUCGGAAUCUCAAGGACCAACGUGGGGGCGCGGGCGCCGACUACACGGACAUGAGGCGGAGGCUGCGCCUACGCGGGGACGCGUCGCUCACGCUGCUUCUCGGCGCCGUCCUCGGCCUUCUGCUCUAUGCGCAGCGCGAAGGCGCGGGUCCGACGACGAGCGCGCCGCGAGCACAAGGUGUGGCAGCCCCAGGAUCCAGCCCGCAGCUCCGCGCCUUUCAGGCACUGGAUGCGGGCAUAGUCCCGCCGGUCUACGAAGAGGACACGCCGGAGCCGCCCACGCCAACCGGACCCUUUGACUUCGGCCGCUACCUGCGCGCGAAGGACCAGCGACGCUUCCCCCUGCUCAUUGACCAGCCACACAAGUGCCAAGGAGAUGGCGCCCCCGGCGGCGGACCCGACCUGCUCAUCGCUGUCAAGUCAGUGGCGGCUGACUUCCAGCGGCGCCAAGCCGUGCGCCAGACGUGGGGUGCUGAGGGUCGCGUGCAGGGGGCGCUGGUGCGCCGUGUGUUCUUACUGGGCGUGCCCAGGGGUGCGGGCACAGAGGGGGCGGAGGCGGAGGGGGCAGGCACGCCAACGCAUUGGAGGGCCCUGCUGCGUGCUGAGAGCCGAGCUUACGCGGACAUCCUGCUUUGGGCCUUUGAUGACACUUUCUUCAACCUAACGCUCAAGGAAAUCCACUUUCUGGCCUGGGCCUCAGCCUACUGCCCUAACGUGCGCUUCGUUUUUAAGGGCGACUCGGACGUGUUUGUCCACGUGGGAAACCUACUGCAGUUCCUGGCACCCCGUGACCCUGCACAGGACCUGCUUGCGGGUGACGUGAUCGUGCAAGCACGGCCAAUACGAGCGCGGGCCAGCAAAUACUACAUCCCGGAAGCUGUGUACGGCCUGCCUGCCUACCCUGCCUACGCAGGUGGCGGUGGCUUCGUGCUUUCGGGAGCCACACUGCGCCGUCUGGCCGGUGCCUGUGCACAGGUUGAGCUUUUCCCCAUCGACGACGUCUUUCUGGGCAUGUGUCUACAGCGCCUGCGGCUCACCCCUGAGUCUCACCCUGCUUUCCGUACCUUUGGCAUCCCCCGGCCUUCAGCUGCACCUCACUUACACACCUUUGACCCCUGCUUUUACCGUGAGCUGGUUGUAGUGCAUGGGCUCUCUGCUGCAGACAUCUGGCUUAUGUGGCACCUGCUGCAUGGGCCACACGGGCCAGCCUGUGCACAUCCACGACCUGUUGCUGCUGGCCCCUUCCAGUGGGGCCCCUAGUCACCUAUUACAGCCCCAAGCUCCCUUCAUUCCAACCCAGAAUAUAGUAGGAUGGAGUUUGACGCUGAGGUUUCCGAGGCAGAUUACUGUGGGUGUAUGUAGUUUUUCCUGAGAACAGGGUAGAAGACUUUAGGCUCUAGCCCUGUAUCGCUAAGUGCUUCCACAGGAUCCCAAGGAAUGAAGACUGAGUUUUGGCCCUGCUGGCUCACACACUGGGAGACGGUUUGGAAUCAAUCAAAUGGAGGUCAUUUUAGAUAGCCAGGGUGAGGUGGUAGAGCGCCAGGCUCUUUGCUAAUAAGCAGGUAGACAUGUCUGGUCCUCCUAGUACCAAAUAAUUGGUGUAUAUCUGUGGGUGGGAGGAGUGGCAGAGGCUCAUGGAAUCUGAUCAUACUUCUUGGUUUGGAACCCCCAGGAUGCUGACAAAUGCAGAUAUUUUUUAAGGCCAGGUCCCCACAGCAUGGUGGGGGUGGCUCAGGUCUCAAGGAACUGGCAGGCAUUCUGCCACAACUCAUUCUGAAAGUAGGUAUUUUGCUUCCUACCUGCCCCACCAAAUUGGAUUUUCAGCCCUGUCCAGGUCUUUGGAUCUUCCAAGGUCUGCUAUCCUGAAGGCAACUCCUUCUGGGUCCAGGUCUGGCUGGAACACCAGAGAUGGGCAGGCACACAGGGACACAUGAGUGUACUGUCCUAUCUAGUUUUCAUCUCCAACUACCCAAGAACCUACACCCACACAAGUGUGUCAGUCUCCUGCCAGAGGCUACCUUCUUCAGAAGCCUAGGAACCUCUUCUAAGAUAACACCACUACAAAUCUUCCCAUAUUCUUUAACCACCCCCUUUCUAAAAAAAUCAACUCCCCCACGCUUACUUUAGUACAAACAUCCCAGCAAUAGCACAUGAUGAGCCAUUGCUGAGUGCAUAGGUCUUUAUUGGAGGAGGGAUGUGGGCAGGGAAUGAGGAAGGUUCCACCGUUCUAGGAGUAUGGGAACAGUCCUGGCUGCCCCAACAGUGGGAUGUGUGUGUGGGGUCCUCUGGCCAGGUCACAGUCCAAAUGGGAAGACACCAGUCAGUCACAAAGUCAUGGGAGUGCCACACAAGCUUGGCUGUAGGCCCAGAAACCACAAAGAAGCCCAGGGCAGGUCCCCUGCACAUUCAUUGUUAAACUAUACAGGAUGAGGCUGUACAUGAGUUAAUUACAAAAGUCAUAUUUACAAAAAUCUAUACACACAUUUGAAAAACUCACAAAAUUGUCAUCUAUGUAUCACAAGUUGCUAGACCAAAAUAUUAAAAAUGGGAUAAAAUUA
This is a messenger RNA of Manis javanica (Malayan pangolin), 2686 nucleotides long. It is a transcript of the gene B3GNT9, whose product is annotated as UDP-GlcNAc:betaGal beta-1,3-N-acetylglucosaminyltransferase 9. Gene Ontology annotation, cellular component: Golgi membrane. NCBI's taxonomy places the organism in Eukaryota, Metazoa, Chordata, Mammalia, Pholidota, Manidae. Gene Ontology annotation, molecular function: UDP-glycosyltransferase activity; hexosyltransferase activity. The record is from RefSeq and is a predicted model, not a curated record. Gene Ontology annotation, biological process: protein O-linked glycosylation; poly-N-acetyllactosamine biosynthetic process.